This is a messenger RNA of Acanthosepion pharaonis, 570 nucleotides long. Lineage: Eukaryota; Metazoa; Mollusca; Cephalopoda; Sepiida; Sepiidae. The record is from the annotation of a GenBank genome assembly.
AUGAAGUCCUUAUUUGCUGUGCAGGUGUGCGUCGGCCUGGUUGCCAUAGCAACACAGCAGACAACAAUUCAUCAAUCAUUGGCUAAUUUAAAUGCUCCUUUUCAUCCCUUAUCUUUACUAUGCAUUUUCAUCUUUUUUUUUUGUUUGUUCCUUCUUCUUUUUCUCUCAUUUGCGUGUCUCUUUUGUCUGUCUCCCCCCCGCCGAAUCUAUCUCAUUCUAAUUUUUUUCCUGAAAAACGUCUCCUUUCUUUCCUUUGUCUCUUCGCCUCCGCAUAUUCAUAUUUUUAUAUCUACUUUUAUUUCUUUCGUUCCUUACACUCGUUCGUUUCCCAUUCUUGUCUUCAUCCUCUUCCUUUUCAUUCUUUCAUGUAUAGAGUUCCCCCCCCCUAGAGUGCGUUGUUUUUCUCACGGUUUUACACCUCUAUUCUUUUCUUUCCGUCAUUCGGACUUUUUCUUUGUUUUAAAAUUCCGUCAUGGAUUUCACCAUCAGAACAUUUCUUUCUUCAUCACCGAUUUCUUUUUCUUUCUCUCUCUUACUUUCUCUCUCCCUAGCUUUCUCUCUAUAUAUUAA